UUGAUCUCAACAGUUUACAUAUAUUAUUUAAGAUCUUUCCUUCCUCUAAACCCGCUAGUGUCUACUUUUACCUAUUAACGUCAACAUGAAGCUACCGUUCGUCAUUCUUCUUCUUUCCACCUGUGUCUUGGCUGCAUUAUCUCCCGAACAAAUUGCUAAACUCGAGCCAAUCAGCAAGGAAUGUAGAACCGAAUCUGGCAUGACUGCAGAAGAAAUAACUAAAUUCCGCAAUACUCCACAAUUUGAAGAUUCUCCUAAACUUAGAAAACACGCUCUUUGCCUGUAUAAAAAGACUGGAUUGAUUUCGGAGUCAGGGGACAUGGAGAGCGAAGUUGUUAAAAGUAGAUUACAGGCGGCUGGAGCCAGUGCCGAGACAAUCGCCAAAAUUUUGAACUGUGCGAAAAAGGAUACACCGGAAGAAACAGCGUUUGAACUUGCUAAGUGCAUUUUCAAAGAUGUACCAAAUUUUUCUCCUGUUGAGUAAAUUGUGCCAUCCGUAAUGGUAAUAAAAUCAUUGUUAUUUUUCUACUGUAUGAAAGAAAUAACAAUAAAACGUGGUGUAUG
Molecule: messenger RNA, 564 nt
Organism: Zophobas morio
Lineage: Eukaryota; Metazoa; Arthropoda; Insecta; Coleoptera; Tenebrionidae
Product: B2 protein-like
Exons: 2
Coding region: 86-484 (132 amino acids)
Molecular function (GO): odorant binding
Source: RefSeq, a predicted model, not a curated record